CUUACAAUUUAUUUUUCGACAACACAAGCCAACUCUGCAACCAAAAAAAAAAACAAAGAAACCCUAAUUUCAUUUUUUCAUAUUUUCUCCCUAAAAAAAAAAAAAAAAUUCCUGUAUUGGAUAAAAGGAAGAGAAAAAAAAAUCCAACGGAAGCUGUUUCUUUUUUUCAUUUUCGUAUCUCUAGAAACCUUUGUUGCUUUUCCCCUCUUGUACAUUUGAUUCUCAUGUUUUCUUAGUUUUAGUUGGUUUUGUUCAUUUUGUUUUCAGGAAUCAGAGCAGCUCCGAGACGCAGAUUGUUGGGUCUUUUGUUGUUUGGGGGCUGCGAUAAAUUACUGUUUGGCCUGUCUUUUGUUGUGGGCUUCUGUUGUUUUUCUUGCUGCUUUUGUUUCUAUACGUCUGACGGUGGAUUUUAUGUUGUGAAAUUAGGGUUUCACACAUAUCCCAUUCUGUUGUGAGCCUUUUGGGUGAUUGCGAGCUGCUAAUCAAAUAUUCCAAUCACAAGUGGCUGCUUGCGUGUUGAAUUUUUAUGUUUUGUUAAGGAUUGUGAAAGUGAUUUUAGCUGGAAAAGGAUGUCAUCAAAAUACCCAACUAUUGACAGUCGACCAAUAGAACAAUGGAAGGUUACAGAGUUAAAGGAAGAACUUAAGAGGCGAAAAUUGACAACAAAAGGAUUGAAGGAUGAUUUAAUAAAACGUUUAGGCGAAGCACUUCUCAUUGAGAGGGAAAAUGAUGCAAAAGAUGUGGAUGCUGAUAUUGAUCUUGAUAAACAGCCUGUAGAUGGGACAAAAUUUUCUGAGGCAGUGCCAGUUGUUUCUGAUGCAGCUAAAGUUGACAUGAAUGUUGUUGCUGAAAAAACUGAGAAUGUGGGUGAUAUUAAGGUUCAGGUUGAUAUCAAUGAUAGUGCUGAAGCCACAGGUCAAGAACCUAGUGAAGGUAUCAUAAUAGGAGGUGUUGAUUCUUCUAUGGUUGAUGGGGAGCACACUGUUCCUGCAGCUACUCUGGAGAUCAGCACUACAGUUUCUGAGAGUGUAGCAUCUGAAGAAACAUUGGGUGGGCAAGAUGCACAAAAUUCUGAAACACAGGAAUUGAAUGGAGAUUCUAAGCUCGUGCUGGACAAUGAGGAUACGAAGCCUCAGCUGGACCUUCAGGAUUCGAAAUCCCAGCUGGACUAUGAUGAAUCAAAGCCCCAGCUGGAGAAUGAGGGUUUGAGGGCUCCACACGAGGUUGCCACACUUGACUCUUCUGCUCCAAACAACCAGGUAUCUGAGGUCAGCCCUAAUUUAGGGUUUCAAGUAAAAUCUGAUUCUAUUUCUACUGAUUCUGUGUCAAUUAAUGAAAAGAUUGAACUAAAGGAUAAUAUAAAUGCUGAUAAUGUCAAAUUAGAACUAGAUGUUGUUAAGCCUGAGAUGGUGGAACCAUCAUCCAAUAAUGUCAUCCCAGUUGGUGGCGAAUCAUAUCCAAUGGAUGUUGAGGAGCCACAAGAGAAGAAGGCAUCUGUUGAAGAGAAAGAUGACAGCAAUUCUACAAAUCCAGAUAUGAGCAAGAAAAAUGAUAUUAUAGAUGUGGGGUACUCGGAAAAAUUAAAUUUAGACAGAAGUUCUGGUGAUGAUUCUAUGGAGGAGGAUGUUGUGGAGAGUAAGCAAAUUGAUUCAAAUUAUAACUCCGAUGAUGUAGGAGACAAAAGUGAGAAAAGUGGAAUGCAUGUUGUGAAUGAGGAAAAUACUGUUGAUGUUGUGGGGAGCAACUUGUCUUUAGACCAAAAGGAAAUGAAUGUUGAGAAUAAAACUCUUCCUGCUGUGCCUGCUGAGAAAAGAAAGCUUAACGAUCAAGAUGCUGUUGAAAGUGCUGAGCCUUUAAAGAGGCAACGCAGAUGGAAAUCUGAAGGCCUUAAGGUGCCUGAACAUCAAAGCUCUAAUGUAGCACCUGCCACUACGCCCAAGGAUGCAUCUCAGCCUACUCUUUCUAGACGCAACUUCUCACGAUCCGACUCCUCCGUUAGUGUUGAGGAUGCACCAAGAAAACGUGUCGCUUUUUAUUGUUUGGCAGUUCCACCAUCACAAAAGCCUCAAACUAAUUCCCUCAGAAUUGAUAAUUUUGUGCGACCUUUUACCCUGAAAGCUGUCCAAGAACUUCUAGGCAAAACUGGGAAGGUCACUAGUUUCUGGAUGGACCAAAUCAAAACCCAUUGCUAUGUUAGUUACUCAUCUGUUGAAGAAGCUAUAGAGACUAGAAAUGCUGUGUAUAACCUACAAUGGCCUUCAAAUGGUGGGCGUCUUUUAGCGGCUGAGUUUGUUGACCCAAAGGAAGUAAAAAUAAAAGUGGAGGCUCCUCCAGCUACGCCCGUCACUCCUGGUGCUACUGCUGCUCCAUCUUUGCUGGAGGCUUCUCCCCGUCAGCAGGUUUCUAGGCAACAACUUCCACCCCCACCUCCCCUUCCAUCUCCACCACCUCUGUCUAACCCUUCUCUGGCUAAGGAACGGCUUGCUCAUCCGCAGCCACCUCCACUUCCAGAGAAACAUGACCCUCCAAUUGUUACUCUGGAUGAUCUCUUUCGGAAAACUAGAGCAACUCCUCGGAUCUAUUAUCUUCCGUUGUCUGAAAAACAAGUGGCAGCAAAACUUGCUGAACGGGGCAAAAACGCCAAGUAAUAGGGAUCAGUCAUUCAGUCUAUCAUUUACUUCCGUAGCUGCUCUUAGGAUUUUCGUAUGGGAUGGUCAGUAUGUUAGAUAAAUGGUUAGAUAGUAUCACAUAAUCGAGUCUUUGCAGGUGUUGCUUAUAGAAGGAAUUGUUCCAGCCAAAGCAGAAAGGGAUGUGGUUCGAUUGAUGGAUUUUUGGUUUUGGAAGACUGCCUUUUAAAGGCUUAAGUUUUAUUUUAGUGCUGGAAAACAUGACUUGAGAACUCGUGUAUGGGCCGAUCCACCCACCUGUGAUCAUAUCGUGUAUUGCUAUUGAACAAGAGUUCCUUCUUAUCCUGUUUUACAAGAAUUUAACUUUUGCAUUGAACUUAAAA
This is a messenger RNA of Hevea brasiliensis (rubber tree), 3010 nucleotides long. RefSeq lists its product as uncharacterized. The transcript is spliced from 5 exons. The record is from RefSeq and is a predicted model, not a curated record. The coding region runs from base 570 to 2648 and encodes 692 amino acids. Gene Ontology annotation, molecular function: nucleic acid binding. NCBI's taxonomy places the organism in Eukaryota, Viridiplantae, Streptophyta, Magnoliopsida, Malpighiales, Euphorbiaceae.